UGGAUAGUGGCGAUUGGCGAGAAGAGCUAUGGAUUCCGUAAAUGGGAAAUGGAUCACUCCUGCUCUCGAGCUUGAAACCCAAUCUGGUGGACGCGACUCGGAUGUGACAGGAGACCUUGACGAAACUCAAAAUGUAGGUUUUGCAAUAUAAAAGAGUGCUCUCACGCUGUACUACUCUUCAGCGACAGAAAAAGAAGCCAUCCAUCUAGCAAUUCUACGUCUACUUUCAAUAAAGCUCUACUGAAUUCCCAUACCUAAGGGACUACUUUUUCCUUGUUAUACUAGUGGUGUAAGAUUUAUCCAUCGAGAGACACGCUUCUGCCGGUCCGAAACGUAUAUCACUCACCUUUUUCAAGCACAUACAAGGAAUUAUAACCAGUCCAAGUAUCGAAAAUGUCUACUGUUACUCUGGAGGAGCCGCCUAUGGAAGCUCCACAGCGUCUAGCAACCAUCAAGACAGACGAAAACAGCGAGGUUGCUUCCAAAAUCAUGGCUCAGUUCCAUGCCCUGCCAACACCUGUUGAAGAUAAUCCAUUACUAAAGACUCCAUGUAAAGAUGCUCUCAAUGGCACUACAUUCCUUCCGCCACUGGUCAUGGAUACACCGCCAGAAAGUCCAGUCGUGUGUGAGAAGCCCCAAACCGUGUUAUCAAACCUCCACGAUGGACCAGUUUCUCCAGAGCAUAAGAAGAUGCACCCGCCCUCUUCCGGCUUCUUACCUCUCGAGCCACCAAGCCUGACGUCCCUGAUCCAAUCCAUGAGCGACAAAGACCCCUACAACACUCUUGACAAAGCCUUGAUCCUUGAUAGUGCGAGGGAGAUCGUUCGCCAACUCGAAAACCCCGGUGAGAGAGCAAUGGAGCUCCUCAUGUCCUUCUCCAUAGUUCCCAUCCUCAAGAUCGCCGUCGACAUGGACAUCUUCCAGCUUCUCGCUACCCACUCGGAGCUAACCGCCUCCCAAAUCGCCCGUUUCUCCGGCGCCGAAGAAGAAUUCGUCGUCCGCAUAAUGCGCGUCCUCGCCUCUCUCCACAUCACUACCAUCACCAGUCCCCGUACAUACACGCACACUCCACUCUCCCAAACCUUUACAGCACCCCCUCUCGCCGCCGGAAUCUCCGUCGUCCACGAGCAAGCCUUCCGCGCCGCCUCACGACUCCCCGAGUAUAUCGCUGCUCACGGAUACCACAACCCCUCCAAUCCACGCACCGGCCCCUAUCAAUUCGCCUUCAACACCUUCGACUCGUGGUUUGAAUGGCUUGCCAUACGCCCACGCGCCGCCGCCAACUUCAAUGCCUUCAUGACCGGCUACCGCGCCGCCAAACCCGCGUGGGCGGCCCUCUUCCCCGUCGAAGACUUGCUGUUUCAAGGAUUACCGGAUGCCAACCACGCAGACGUCACAGUCGUCGACGUCGGCGGCGGUUUCGGGCAUGACCUUCACAUCCUCGCUGAGCACUGCGCGCGCAAGCCAGGGCGACUGAUCUGUCAAGACCAAGCCUCCGUAGUAGGAUCAGUGCCAGCCGCACUGCGUGACCAAGCGCCACGCGUCGAGUUUAUGACACACGACUUCUUCACGCCGCAGCCGAUCCACGGCGCACGCGCGUAUGUGCUGAAGCAUAUCUGCCACGACUGGCCGCAUGAGAUGGCCGUGCAGAUUCUGCGAAAUAUCCGGGGCGCGAUGACGCCUGGGUAUAGCAAGUUGUUUAUUUUGGAUCUUGUCAUGCCGCAGGGUCGUGUGGGGCUUCCGGCAGCGGGGCUGGAUGUUGUCAUGAUGUCGGGCUUUGCGGGCACGGAGAGGGAGGAGAGGUUGUGGAGGGAGUUGGUGGAGGAGGCGGGCUUGAGGGUUGCUGGGGUGUGGGUUGGGGAGGAUGGAGAUGGGUUGUUGGAGGUUGUGUUUGAUGGUGAGAUGAUUUAGAGGGUGGUGAUAUAGGAUGUGAUGUGAGUGGUGGGGGUUGACGAUGUAUGGAUGGAUGCUUUCAGGGGCAAUGAUUUCGUGGAUUUCUAGACGUUGAAGAGAUGGAUGUGUCGAAUCUUAAGAAGUGUGGAGCUUACAAU
Molecule: messenger RNA, 2051 nt
Organism: Pseudovirgaria hyperparasitica
Lineage: Eukaryota; Fungi; Ascomycota; Dothideomycetes; Acrospermales; Acrospermaceae
Product: S-adenosyl-L-methionine-dependent methyltransferase
Exons: 2
Coding region: 394-1911 (505 amino acids)
Molecular function (GO): O-methyltransferase activity
Source: RefSeq, a predicted model, not a curated record